AUGGAGGAACUAAAUACCAUGAUUGAAGAACUUGCACUUAUUGAACCUCUGUCUACGGGACCUUUCUUCACAUGGACAAACAAAAGCAUGGGAGAUAAUUUCAAAGCGAGCAAAAUUGACAGAGUCCUGAUUAAUGCAGAAUGGCAGAACAAAUACAACCACUAUUCAGUUGAAUUCCUGUUUCCAGGAGUUUCAGACCACUCCCCUUGCUUGGUGCGACUUGACACCACAUAUAGGAGAAGGAAACCUUCUUUCAAAUUCUUUAAUUUCUGGACCACUAGCCCGGGUUUCCUGCCUUUGGUGUCCACUUGCUGGCAACAGGUUAUCAGAGGAUCUAGAAUGUUCACAGUGGUGGCAAAGCUCAAAGCACUGAAACAACAACUCAAGGGACUGAAUAUAUCUCAGUUUGGUGACUUACACUUAAAGGUCAAACAAGCUAAGGAGAACCUAAAACAACUUCAAUAUGAGCUUGUGAUUGACCCCUUUAAUCCCAUUACUCGGGCGGAAGAAAAGGCGCAGCUGGAGGAGUUACUUGUUCUUAGUAGACAUGAAGAGGUUUUGCUUAAGCAGAAAUCUAGAAAUCUAUGGCUGAAGGAGUGUGACAAUAAUAGUAAGGUUUUCUUUGCCUCCAUGAUGCGGAGGAGUGCCUAG
Syzygium oleosum is the source of this 651-nucleotide messenger RNA. RefSeq lists its product as uncharacterized. The record is from RefSeq and is a predicted model, not a curated record. Bases 1 to 651 code for a protein of 216 amino acids. NCBI's taxonomy places the organism in Eukaryota, Viridiplantae, Streptophyta, Magnoliopsida, Myrtales, Myrtaceae. The transcript has a single exon.